AUGGCCGAAUACGCGGCGGCAGCCAUCACGGCUCUGACGACAUCAGCGGCCAUCGUCAGCAGCUCGACGGCACACAGGCGGCAGAUAUACAAUAGAGGAUGCAACGGCAUCGAGAACCCGCCCUGGCAGCGCCGUCCCCCCUUCACGAGCAUGUCUCUUCGACGUGCGAGCGCUUACUACGGCCAGCCAUCAUUAUGCUACCCGCCCGGUUUACACGAGCACCAUGUGCAUCACGCCGAGUGCCCGGCCUCGCAGUGUCACUACAGAGCCUUCCUCAUGGAUUCGAUCCAGCGGUACAACGAAGCCAGGCGGGCCCUACGAGAUACGUACGUGUGGAAUCUACGCGAGUUAGCCUACGUACACGCGGCGCAGCGGCACAAGCCGGCCAGUGAAAAGGCCGCCGAGGCCGAUCGCCUCUACGAGUACUACGUCUCGCGUGUCCGAGACGUCUUUGAAGAACAUCGCUGUGAUCACCGCCGGUUGUUCGGCCAGGACUACCUAUAUUGGGCGCAGCCCGAGCGUGAGGACUACGUCAGGCUACUAUUACGCGACCGGCCUAAAAGCAGGAUCGCCAGUCGUAUUGAAAAUUCUAGUAGCGACACUAGCGGCAAUAGCGAGAAGCGAGGUACUGAUUCCACCAACACUAAGGAUAUGCAAGGAGAGAGGGAAGAACGUUUGGAAUGCGCAGGGGUAAAAUCAGGAGACGAAAAGAGCUCAGUCCGAGGCACAGGGGACAGAGUAAGAUGA
Daldinia vernicosa is the source of this 747-nucleotide messenger RNA. RefSeq lists its product as uncharacterized. The transcript is spliced from 2 exons. The coding region runs from base 1 to 747 and encodes 248 amino acids. The record is from RefSeq and is a predicted model, not a curated record. Lineage: Eukaryota; Fungi; Ascomycota; Sordariomycetes; Xylariales; Hypoxylaceae.